This is a messenger RNA of Pocillopora damicornis (cauliflower coral), 3512 nucleotides long. RefSeq lists its product as uncharacterized. Gene Ontology annotation, biological process: cytokine-mediated signaling pathway. Gene Ontology annotation, molecular function: cytokine binding; cytokine receptor activity. Lineage: Eukaryota; Metazoa; Cnidaria; Anthozoa; Scleractinia; Pocilloporidae. The record is from RefSeq and is a predicted model, not a curated record. Gene Ontology annotation, cellular component: external side of plasma membrane; signaling receptor complex.
AUGAUUGAAGCAGAAGUACCAGAAAAUAUAUCCGCCCGUGCUAUCAGUUCCGUUGAAGUCCAUGUCAGUUGGGAUCCUGUACCUGUACCGCAACUCACUGGUUAUAUGGUGCAGUACAGGAAGGUCGACAACAAUAUCACCUCGCAGAAUGUGACCGUUUAUGACGCCAGUCGCUCCUCUGUUGUACUACAUGGUCUACUUCCUGCCUCAAAUUACAGUAUUCUAGUUCUUUUGGUCUUUGCGGAUCGUCUGAAGAAUCUAAGCAAUGAGGUCUUUGUAGCAACAAAAGUUCCCGUAGUUCCUCCUCGUGGAAUAAAGGUCACCAGCGUAGACUCCACAACUUUGCAAGUCUGCUGGGAAAGAAUCCCACACUUCCCCUCCCUGGAGGAAUACGAGGUACAUUACACUCCUUUUGGACAAGGAAAUGCAUCGGUUUUAUCAACUAGAGCUAACAUCACCGUCGCGACUUUAACUGGUCUCGACCCGUCCCACACUUACUCUGUCCGCGUGGCUGGAAAGACUGCAGAGGGACUCGGUCCGCUAAGCUCUCUUAUAGCUAUACAAACGAGUAACUUUUCUAUUUCAAAGCUGACUGCAUUUACGCGUGGUAACUCGUCAAUCAUCGUCUGUCUUCCCAGACAACAAACUGUCUCCGCAUCAUCGGUUGUAUAUCACGAAGUAAAUGUCGCCCCAAAUUUGGCACAACGUAUGAAUGUCUCCGAUUUCUCUCGAAAGUACCUAAUGAUACAAAAUCUCUCAACUCAUGUAAACUACAGUGUUGAGCUUGAGUUUGCAUUGACUUGCGGCCAGAACCGAAAAAGUGAACCAACUUAUGUUGUCACAGGAAGAAAAGGUCCACUGGCUGCACCGCGUCGUGUUAAAGCAAAUAUGACGGACUAUUCCUCUGCACGUGUUAAAUGGUCACCUAACCCCUCCCCACUCGUGCUGGAAUAUGUUAUCCAGUUUGCGCCACUUGAUGCUAGCAUAUCGGUAAUAACUGUUCGAGUAAACUCAACUGAAACGAUGGUGGAGAUUGAUGGACUGACAUCUUCUACCAAUUACAGUGUUCAGCUGCAUACGGUUACGUUAUGUAAGAACGGCUCCUGGAGCAAGGCAGUCUAUGUGGCCUCGGAAGAGGGUGUGCCUAACCUUCCCCCUCAAGACCUUGUGGCUGAAAACCACACUUCUCUUUCCACCAUUCCGGUGUCUUGGCGUCCAAUCCCCCCGCAGAAUAUUUGUGGUGUUCUUCUGGAAUACCGCGUUCGUUACACGCCCAUUUCGCUGGUAGAUGGAACAGAACUCGAUGGAACUCCUAAAGAGAAAGUGCUUCCGGCUGGUAAUUUAUCCACAACACUUGAGAACAUGAACAGAUAUACUGUGUACAAAAUAGAGGUUUGGGGAGCCACCCGUAAAGGAGAGGGACCGAGUGCAACGAUAUUCGCAGAAACGUGCUAUUGUCACAAGCGAUUGACCACCAACUGGAUGUUUUUUCCGCCAUAUGUUGACCACGUGAUUGACAAUUCCACAUCCAGCUUGCCCAUUGGUGGAAUUAUUCCAGCAAUUGUAGUGGACAUGGUGUCUGCCUGUUGUGGCUAUUGUAAAAGCCAUGGAGAAUCUUAUGUUGACUACAGCAGCUAUACCAGUCAAGAAACUUUGCAAAACAAGAAAACAUACAACGAUAUGGUUGAGAACAUUUCGCAAGAAAUCGAUUUUUCUUUUCCGGUUUUUGGAUUUGAGGGAAAGCUUAACUAUAAAAAUGAUUACAGGUUCAUUGACCUUAUUCAAUCACCUGGCAUAGCUCACAUUGUGAAUACAAAAGUUGACAACUCGAAGGAGUAUUCUUUAUUUGCUGCUGUUAUUGGCUUAUGGCCCGUUAUGGCAAUUACCAUGGUAUCAGUACUCCUAUCGGGAAUAGUUAUAUGGUAUUUGGAGAGAGAAGAGAACACGAAACAGUUUAAAUCAUCUUUUAUCCGAGGCACCGGUGAAGGUGUUUGGUGGUCAUACAUUUCCGCUACAACCGUUGGCUAUGGUGACCGGGCGCCAGUAACUGGAUACGGCCGCUUGUUUUCAGUGUUCUGGAUUCUUAUGGGACUUGUCAUUAUAGGUAUUCUCAAUGGAUCCAUCACCACAGCUUUAACAUCAUUUACUAUCGAUUUGAACUUCGAUAUUUAUGGGAAAAAGGUAGCAGCCGUGCAACAGUCUCCAGAAUUUCGCUUUGGAAUCCGAAAGAAUGCCAAGAUGGACAAUGUAUCGUACAAAACAUUCCGUGAAGUGUUUUCGGCUUUGGAAAGCGGAAAAGUGAUACACGCCUUAUUCGAUACGUAUGCCAUUGGUAGCGAGAGGGCGCUCUUCGACAAAGCCAAACAUCUUUACAUAUACAAGAUAUACGAUUAUUCCUCAACAUAUGGUAUAGUUUUUGGAGGGGAUUCUGGCGUAUUGCAGAAAUGCUUUGACUUGUUUAAACGAGGGAACAUAGCAGAUAUAUUUAAAAACAUCAAGGAGAAUAUCGAUUCGAUCGAGACCGGUAAACCUUUGGUACUAGAAAUGUCUACAGGCCUUUUUGAAGUUUCAAGUCCACUGUUUAAAAAUAUUGUUUUCUACUGCGGAUUUUGCAUGGCGGUGGCAGUGGUUCUUGGAUUGAUAUGGGAAAUUUUGUAUCGCUGCAAAGGCAAAAAUAAAAUAAGAAACGAUGGAGGUUUGGAACAUGUUAGAGAACAGAUGAAUGAUGUCAGCCGGCUGCGCGAAAUGGUCGAAGACUUACAACAACGCAUGCGUCAAACCUACACUGAUCUGAAAGCUAAACAUAGUAGGGAAUUAUUACUCUUAAAAGAGACAAAGAACGAGAAACAGAACAGCAGAAACCAUAUGGGAAAUCAAGAGUGGAAAAACGAACAGCGAGAUCACUUUCCCACAGGGAACCUAAUGCGUAUUGGCCAGUUCAAAAGUGGGUCGAAGGCAGAGACCUAUGCUCACAAUUCUAACAAUUCAAUUGAAGAAUAUUUUGAUAACUUGAAAUAACUCUUUAAAAUUACACCCAACUAUGAACGAAAUAUGUUUUGUUGAUCACAGACGUGUAUUCGACAUAAACUUUAACCUCAAAAAGUUGUCGAUAUCUUCCGAUAUUCCGAUAACGACUAUCAAAAAGUUAAGGGCUUGUUGAGCAACUUAAACAUACAACAGUUUAGCGCGUGAAAGCGUUACAGGCAAUAGAUCACACAUGUUGUAACAGUUGACCUUAAGCGCGUGGAAGCGCUACACGUAUUCGUGUUAUAACCUUUAGCCCUUAGCGCGUAAAACCGUGAAAGGCAAUACAUCGUGCACGUUGUAACCUUAAACUUUUAGCGCGAGAAAGCGUCACAGACAAUUUGUCACAUAUGUUGUUACCUUGACACGAAGAAAUUAGAUAUGAAAUAAUCUAAUAUUUCUCUCCCUCUUUUUCAUCUUUUUUUGUUGUCAUUUGUUGUAACAAGCAAACAUUAUUGUUAAUAUAAAGAAAGCAAUGUAAUAUUGGU